AUGCGCGUCCGAUUCGUGGAUUCGUCUGACGACGGGGCCUCACAUGAGGCGGCAAUGGAUCUCAGGUCCGCACAAGACGAUGGCGCGGAGUCCACCGAGAGCUCCAUGCGCGGCGCUUCUCGCCAGCCGUACGUCGGUGGCGAAGAGGCUGAGAACAAGGACACGAAUCGCCGUCAGGGUAGUAGACGUGGUGGUGGGUGGCUAUCUUCCAUGUUGGACAAGGGUGUCAACGCUGCAUCUGGUCUGUUUUUAGAGCCUAGAAAUGACUCACCGCACGAGCCUGUCGAAGACGUGCCCUUCAACGCUCAGCUACCACUUACCGGCCCUAAUCGCGGCAGCGGCGUAGUUGCUGGUAGUCACAUGCCAGAUAGGCUCAGCAGCAGCAGCGGUGGCUGGGAAUUUGACAGGGUUGAGCACCGCAGCUCUAUGGAGUUGGUUCCGCCCACUGAAUCGGCAAGCACCCUGGAAGGUAAUGAUUUGGAGAGGGAUAGCGAUCCCGAUCAGGUGAACCUAAACCUGAAAGACACGUUACUGCUGUUUAUACAGACCGACUCUGACGUGUUCAUGAACAUAAUCCUCGCAACCCUGAAGGCCAGCAACGAGCUCGUAGACGGGGAGACCUUCGAAAUAGUUAGUGGAAACCCGGCACUGCUGAAAGUUUUCCUCGACUCUGGCCGCGUCGACAUUGACGAUCCUCGCGUGCAGUCGGUCGUGCAGACAAAGCUCGGCGAGGUGCUUGCCGGCGAUCCCUACGACGGUGACGUCGUUUCUGGCGAUCUGCUCAACUACGUCCGGUCCCUGUGCAGCAUCCAAACAAGUCGUAUCACCUUUCAGCAGAUGGUGCUCCUGCGCUACUCUGGUUUCGACUACGUGGAGCUGCUAAUCGACUACCCGUAUCUGCUGGAGGAUUUGGAGAAGCCCAGCUUCUGCAUAUACCUCGUCUUUGACGUCCUGCACUACAUCAGCAUUGCGAUUAGCUGGAUUGGCGUGUUGAUUACGUUGACGUUCACCGCCAUGGUACUGUGGUCGGUGGUGUUUUGGUUCCAGCGCCCCGAGCACCGCAACAAUGGCUACUGGAUCAUCAUCACGUACGUUGGCGGCUAUGUGGUGAGUAUUGUCGCAACCAUGCGGGCGGAGGAUGGCAAGAUCAAGCGCUAUGAGAAUCAAGUGUGGCAGUACCCGAACAACCUGUUUCGGAUUGUACCCAUCAUCCCUGUGUACGAGAUUAUGCUUAGCUACGUGUUGCUGCGGUACGAGAUUUCGGCCAACGCGAAGCGCUUUUUCAUUAUCCGGUACGAUCUGCGCAAUGGCUCCCUGGUCCAGCACAUUGCCAACGGCUGCUUUUACGCCCUGCCGCAAAUGAUUCUGCAGACGUUCCUCUUCACCAGUGAUGCUCUCCAAAACCAUCGCUACCUCCAGGGCGCCUAUUACUGGCUACUCUUGGGUUGCUCGUUGACGUUGAUAACCAUGUCAAUAUUCGCCUACCACCGCAUUGCCUUCUUCACGCACUCGUGCAACAGCUUUAGGUUUGCGGUUCUAUCGAGCCAAAGCACGAGCACCAAAGACCAUACGCGCGUGCUCGCCCGCCGCGUCCAUCCGUCUGACAUCGCCACGAAGAUAUUUAUCUUCUUCACCAUAUACUUUAUCGUUGCCCAGACGGUGACCCUUGUUGUGCUUAUGCUCACCCUUCACUCCAGCACGAGAAUCGCGAUCAUCUUCCCCGCCGUCUACAUGGCCGUCCUUGGCCUCUCUAUCAUUGUAAUCGUGGUUGUCUCCGUCAACCUGUCCUUCUCGCGGGGCAUGGGUGCCAUUGGUAUUCCUGUGGCGCUGAUGCAAAUCGCCUUUCUCGUGUACAUCAACGUGGGUGCGACAGGCCAAGAGUCCAUCUUUAAACUCAACUUCACGUGGAUGAUACCAAGCAUCGUCAUCUUUGGGAUGAUGUGCCUGUCCAUGGUAGCCUGGUUAACGAUGUUGCUGUUCGAGCUCUUUCGUGGCGUGCGCAUUACACAGCAGGCUGUCGAUCACUACAUCCUGUCGUAG
This is a messenger RNA of Leishmania mexicana MHOM/GT/2001/U1103, 2040 nucleotides long. RefSeq lists its product as hypothetical. The transcript has a single exon. The record is from RefSeq and is a predicted model, not a curated record. The coding region runs from base 1 to 2040 and encodes 679 amino acids. Lineage: Eukaryota; Euglenozoa; Kinetoplastea; Trypanosomatida; Trypanosomatidae.